Drosophila rhopaloa is the source of this 1698-nucleotide messenger RNA. RefSeq lists its product as uncharacterized. Lineage: Eukaryota; Metazoa; Arthropoda; Insecta; Diptera; Drosophilidae. The annotation marks the transcript as partial. The transcript has 2 exons. The record is from RefSeq and is a predicted model, not a curated record.
UCGAGUAAGGAAAAAUAUGAAAUAACUCAAGAGGAAACAAGUAAGCUAUCGGAACCUGCACCUCAAUCGAUACCAAUUACAAAAAGUUCAGUUGAAAUUUCGGGUACAGAAAUAUAUGAAUCAUCCUCGAAAACGAUUACAAUAUCAGGUAGCUUAUUCAAAAUCCCGAGUACGGAAAAAUAUCAAAUAAGUCCAGAGAAAACCAGUGCGCUCUCGGAAUCUGCAACUCAAUCGAUUCAAAUGUCAAUAAGUUUAUUUGCAAUACCGAGUGCAGAAAUUUCGAGUAAGGAAAAAUAUCAAAUAACUCAAGAGGAAACAAGUAAGCUAUCGGAACCUGCACCUCAAUCGAUACCAGUUACAAAAAGUUCAGUUGAAAUUUCGAGUACAGAAAAAUAUCAACUGAGUCCAAAGCAGACAAGGAAACUAUCGAAAUCGCCGUCGAAAUCGAUUACAAUAUCAAGAAGCUUAUUCAAAAUACCGACUACUGAAAAAUAUCAAAUAAGUCAAGAGGAAACCAGUAAGCUAUCGGAAUCUGCAACUCAGUCGAUUCAAAUGUCAAUAAGUUCAUUUGCAAUUCCGAGUGCAGAAAUUUCGAGUAAGGAAAAAUAUCAAAUAACUCAAGAGGAAACAAGUAAGCUAUCGGAACCUGCGCCUCAAUCGAUACCAGUUACAAAAAGUUCAGUUGAAAUUUCGAGUACAGAAAUAUAUGAAUCAUCCUCGAAAACAAUUACAAUAUCAGGUAGCUUAUUCAAAAUCCCGAGUACGGAAAAAUAUCAAAUAACGCAAGAGGAAACCAGUAAGCUAUCAGAAUCUGCACGGCAAUCGACUCAAAUAUCAAUAAGUUCAUUUGCAAUUUCAAGUACAGAAACAUAUCAACUGAGUCCAGAGCAGACAAGGAAACUAUCGAAAUCGCCGUCGAAAUCGAUUACAAUAUCAAGUAGCUUAUUCAAAAUACCGACUACUGAAAAAUAUCAAAUAAGUCCAGAGAAACUCAGUAAGCUAUCGGAAUCUGCAACUCAAUCGAUUCAAAUGUCAAUAAGUUCAUUUGCAAUUCCGAGUGCAGAAAUUUCGAGUAAGGAAAAAUAUCAAAUAACUCAAGAGGAAACAAGUAAGCUAUCGGAACCUGCACCUAAAUCGAUACCAGUUACAAAAAGUUCAGUUGAAAUUUCGAGUACAGAAAUAUAUGAAUCAUCCUCGAAAACAAUUACAAUAUCAGGUAGCUUAUUCAAAAUCCCGAGUACGGAAAAAUAUCAAAUAACGCAAGAGGAAACCAGUAAGCUAUCAGAAUCUGCACGGCAAUCGACUCAAAUAUCAAUAAGUUCAUUUGCAAUUUCAAGUACAGAAACAUAUCAACUGAGUCCAGAGCAGACAAGGAAACUAUCGAAAUCGCCGUCGAAAUCGAUUACAAUAUCAAGUAGCUUAUUCAAAAUACCAAGUACUGAAAUAUAUCAAAUAAGUCCAGAGAAAACCAGUGCGCUCUCGGAAUCUGCAACUCAAUCGAUUCAAAUGUCAAUAAGUUCAUUUGCAAUUCCGAGUGCAGAAGUUUCGCGGACGGAAAAAUAUCAAAUAACGCAAGAGCAAACCAGUAAGCUAUCAGAAUCUACACGUCAAUCGACUCAAAUAUCAAAAGGUUCAUUUGCAAUUUCAAACAAGGAAACUAUCGAAAUCGCCGUCGAAAUCGAUUACAAUAUCAAGUAG